AUGUUUUAUGAAGAUUGGCUCAAUGACAACCAAGAGUUGGAAGCCCAAGUUAUCCAAGAAGAGGCAAACCGUAUCAAGUUUGUAAAUUAUGCCAGAGUACUCUUGGAACACAUCAGAGUUGGUCGUCUCACAUUGAAUCAAGCUAUCAGAUUGGUCAUUAAAAACAUUAAUUCAAUGUCCUAUUAUCAAGAUGAUGAAUAA
This is a messenger RNA of Cavenderia fasciculata, 201 nucleotides long. RefSeq lists its product as uncharacterized. Lineage: Eukaryota; Evosea; Eumycetozoa; Acytosteliales; Cavenderiaceae. The record is from RefSeq and is a predicted model, not a curated record. The transcript has a single exon. Bases 1 to 201 code for a protein of 66 amino acids.